CCUGGUCGAAAGCCAACUCCUUCACGUCGGCUGCUAGAGACGUCUAGAACAACAACUAAAAAAUACCAAACCUUCAACUUUAGUCGGUAAUGUGAGCAGCAACGAUCAAAGGAGUAAAUUCCUGUAUCGUCGCUCAGAAUUCCUCCACAGUAAUUAAGUGCUCGAGAUUUCCAUUGUACUUGAUCCUCUUUCCCUAAGAAAAAGAAAUAAUGUUAUUCGAUGCUGUGAAGAGAUUCUUUGGGGUUGGAGGGAACUUGUCAAGCAAUGACCAUGAGCAACAACCCCAACCUGAACCACAAUCACCAAUAUCAAUUUAUAAUAAUGGACAUCUAGUGCCCUUUAACAGAGACCAUCACAUGCCCCCUGACAUAAGUCAAAUUGAGUCGGAAAUUGCUCAGGUGCAUAAAUUUAUGGAGCAGCAAAUGCGCACAAUGAUGGGCUCCUUUGGUUUCUCAUUUGGUAACCCAUUUUCUGGUUUUGGCUUUGAAGAUGACAGCCAUGGACCAUUUAUUGGAUCCCCACCCUUUACUGGAAACAUGCCAAAUUUUCCAAAUAUAUCAGAUGGUCAAGAAAUAAGUCCUCCCUUAGAACCAAGAGAUGAAGUGUUAAAGCCACAGUUCAGGUCAAAGUCAGCUGGACAAUGGAGUGGCCAAGACAAAAUUCUUGACGAUAGGUUAAAUAAUGAAGGACUAAAUUCAAUCAUAGGAGAAUUAAAUCCGUCAAAUGGCAUCAUACAAGAGAGAAGUAAUCCAAUGGCUGAUACAUUCUUGCCCUUCUUUGGAAAUGACCUCUUCAGGAAUGGCUUAUUUGGUGGGGUACUUCAACCAGGACAAGAAUCCAGUUUUGUGCAGUCAAGCUCAACUAUGACUGUUUAUUCAAAUGUUAAUGGCCACAAGUCCAUGGAGAAAAUUGUUAGACAUCCAGACGGGAGAAUUGAGAGGACUGUUAUAACUGAUGAUGGAAAUCCCAAUCAGUGAAAGUGAUCAGUCCACCAUUUCGAUAACCUGCCAUGUAAGCAGCUCUAAUACUUCCGAUGUAACAAUCUCUUUUGUCAAUAUUUCAAGAAUAUAUUAUAGUAUUUGCAUGUCCUUUCUGUUUAAAAAUUUAUUUGUUUAAUUUUCAGUGAAUUGUUUAGGAAUGUAAAUAAAUUGAACAUUUUAUUGCA
Molecule: messenger RNA, 1165 nt
Organism: Frankliniella occidentalis (western flower thrips)
Lineage: Eukaryota; Metazoa; Arthropoda; Insecta; Thysanoptera; Thripidae
Exons: 6
Coding region: 210-977 (255 amino acids)
Source: RefSeq, a predicted model, not a curated record